AAAUAAAUAUAUAUAAAAAUGGUUGUCCCAGUUGGUAUUAAUGGUUUUGGUCGUAUUGGUCGUCUCGUUUUAAGAGCUUCAUUAGAAAACCCAGGUUGCAGAGUUGUUGCCAUCAAUGAACCAUUCAUGGAUGUUGAAUAUAUGGUCUAUAUGUUCAAAUAUGACUCUGUUCACGGUCGUUUCAAAGGUACCGUUGAAAAUGUCAACGGUGAAUUUGUUGUCAAUGGUAACAAAAUCCACGUUUUCGCUGAAAAAGACCCAGCAAACAUUAAAUGGGGUGAACAAGGUGCCGAUUAUAUUGUUGAAUCAACUGGUCUUUUCUUAACUACUGAAAAAGCUGGUGUUCACUUAAAAGGUGGUGCUAAAAAAGUUAUUAUCUCUGCCCCAUCAACUGAUGCUCCAAUGUAUGUCAUGGGUGUCAAUGAAGAAACCUACAAAUCAGAUGUUCAUGUUCUUUCAAAUGCUUCAUGUACCACCAAUUGUUUAGCUCCAUUAGCUAAAGUUAUCCACGAAAACUUUGGUAUUGUUGAAGGUUUAAUGACCACCGUCCACGCCAUCACUGCCACCCAAAAAACUGUUGAUGGUCCAUCAGGUAAAGAUUGGAGAGCUGGUAGAUCAGGUCUCACCAACAUCAUCCCAGCCUCAACUGGUGCUGCUAAAGCUGUCGGUAAAGUUAUUCCAGAAUUAAAUGGUAAACUCACUGGUAUGUCAUUCCGUGUUCCAAAUGCUGAUGUUUCAGUUGUUGAUUUAACUGUUCGUCUUGAAAAGAAAGCUACCUACGAAGACAUCAAAAAAGUCGUUAAAGCUGCUGCCCAAUCAGAUAAAUUAAAGAGAUUCAUUGGUUACACUGAAGAUGAAGUUGUCUCAUCAGAUUUCAUUGGUGACACCCACUCAUCCAUCUUUGAUGCCAAAGCUGGUAUCUCAUUAAAUGAUAACUUUGUUAAAUUAGUUGCCUGGUACGAUAACGAAAUGGGUUAUUCAACUCGUGUUAUUGAUUUAAUCUGUUAUAUUGCCACCAAAAACUAAAUAUAUUUAAAUAAAAAGAAAAAAAAAAACUUUAUUUUUUAUUUUUCCCUUUUUUGUAAAUAAAUAAAUAAAAAAAAGAAGUUUCUUAUUAAUCAAACAUUU
Messenger RNA from Dictyostelium purpureum, 1128 nucleotides. Its product is annotated as glyceraldehyde-3-phosphate dehydrogenase. Gene Ontology annotation, molecular function: NADP binding; oxidoreductase activity, acting on the aldehyde or oxo group of donors, NAD or NADP as acceptor; NAD binding. Bases 19 to 1026 code for a protein of 335 amino acids. The record is from RefSeq and is a predicted model, not a curated record. Gene Ontology annotation, biological process: glucose metabolic process. The transcript has 3 exons. NCBI's taxonomy places the organism in Eukaryota, Evosea, Eumycetozoa, Dictyosteliales, Dictyosteliaceae.